AUGAAUGUCUGGUCAGGAUCAGUCAUUCUAGAUCCAGACCGUCAGCUUGAAGGGAUCCGCCUUAUUGACCCAACCUCCCACUGGCAAUGCGACAUAUCCAAAACCGCUCAAUUUGAUCUUCGCAGCUUUGUCAACCCAGCGUUGAUUCCUCUUCAUGCGCGAGCUGGUCCCGACCUUGAACUUCACACAACGACUGCAGAGACCUCGCAAUGGCUGCAGAAAAAGCUCGCAGGUGCCAUUUGGCUCAAUCAAGAAGAGUUGGAACCCAAUCAAUGCGUACAAUGUCCUGUCGGUCUGCUGGUUAGCGUGACGGGGGCGCCAGCCCGAAUCACCAGUGUGACCACUACAGAGCUUUUGAUCUACGGUGUACUGUCGACUACGCGAUCUUGCACACGUCCACCGACCCCGCCGCACUCGUCGCCAUCUGAUAUUCCCGAACAAACCACUGUGACUCCAAGGAAAUCAUACGAACUUCGGAUAUACGCAGCUCCUCUCGCAAAGGCUCUUCUCUCAAGAGCUCAGUCUUUUCUUUCACCUCAACCGCCACCAAUAACCGCUUCGGAUGGAGAGCGCGUCUCUGCGCAGGCCGAAUUCCUGCCGGAUCUCAAUUCGCCAAGCCCGAAGCGCAAACGGGUGGCAACCCUGUUUGAGGUUGCGGCUCAACACCAUCGUCGCGUGCGACAACGCGGUGGCGAGGCUGUUUCUCAGUUGAUGGCUUCAUCUAGACCAUCUUCCUCGUCUCAGAAUCUUCAAUCACUGCGUGUCAAACGUGAGCCCGAGGACGACUCUCCCGGCCUGUCGAGUUUGGACCGCUUCGCCGCACACCGGUCCCGAUCCGUCUCGAUUGGGCCAGGCGCUACUAGACCACCGAGCAGGUUCGGAGUGCGUGGAUCAGCGACACCCAUAUCAAUGCCAACUCCGGCCACGGUCACAGCAACAGCGACGACCGCUGAUCCAAAAAAGCGCACCGCAAUACCAAAUCCGUUUCUGGACCCGGCAUCACGUUGGACAUCAAUACAGGCGUCGGCACCUUCCUUCUCGUCCGCGCACUCGGCGUCAGGCCAACAUCUCGAACCGCCUCGUUCUCCACCAAAAACUGUAGACGGGAUUAUCGCGGAAAACAAAAAUCUCAUCACCCGGACCAUCCUCACCUGUAUGCGACUCUACGGCUUCCACCGCGCCAACCCGCGUCCAUCGUCCUCUUCAUUUUCGCACAAGGGCUGCUUGGUGGAAUCAUCGACACCCGCACCUGAUCUAUCCAACGCCACGCCCGGCCCGGAGAGCCUUCGUGCGGAAACUCCCGCCGCUUCUGGCCCCGGGGCAACUGCUGAUGAUGAUGAGUUCAAAGCAAUGUACCAUGCGACGUACAAGGCAGCCGCGUUUGCGUUACGCAAGUACUUGAAAGAUGGCGGGGGUGGUUUAAUGCCCAUCUUGUUGGAAAAGGGCAAAGCCAUGACCUGUAUCGAUGAGUUGUUGCGAAUAUUUUGUGAGGAUCAUUAG
Messenger RNA from Penicillium oxalicum, 1500 nucleotides. RefSeq lists its product as uncharacterized. The record is from RefSeq and is a predicted model, not a curated record. Bases 1 to 1500 code for a protein of 499 amino acids. The transcript is spliced from 2 exons. Lineage: Eukaryota; Fungi; Ascomycota; Eurotiomycetes; Eurotiales; Aspergillaceae.